AUGCUGUCUCCUGAUGUCUUUCUCUCCCCCCCUUCUCGUCGACCCCCCCUCAUUCCAAUCUCCUCCUCACCCGACUUGCCUUCCGUCCAGGACCUUGCAUCGAACAGGCCGAAUCGUCCACAACUACUUCUUCGCGGCAAAUCUGUGGCAGUUCCGGAUCAUGUCAGUCCAGCUACGCCGAGCGCAGGCAGUUUGUGGAGGUCUUCGUAUGCCCCCGAAGUGGCGAAACCAAGCCUGCGUCGUGUGCUCGACACUGCCAUGGGAGACGCCGAUGAGCCAAUUGUUAUUGAUGCCACGCCGAAACGCCCAAUAUCGAAGAGGCUCUUGAAACGCAAGAAGGCUCCCGAACAGCCUACGACGGAAAUCUCUCGGUCGUCGGCCGGUCCAUGGCCGACAGUCGGCGAGGGUUGGAAGCAUUUCAAGUCGCCACGAAAAGAAGCCGAGGAAACGAGGCCAGAGGUAGAUUUAGCAACGGAUGAUCAUGCUGGAAAAGAAUCCCAUUCAACUGGGGAUGGGGAGGCGACGAGCCAAUUCUUCGAAUCCCGGCCCGCAACCGCCGCCAAGGUCGCCAAGGUCGCGAAGACGGCCAAGACGGCAAGGCCAACGACAACCAAGCCCGUCGCUGUCGAGCCUCUACAGUUGGAGCCGGCCAUGAGCCGGCGUGCUGACUGGACCCCGCCUACAAACAAGGUGCCGCUGAUUCUUCAUUCCAACAGCCCUGGCCCGGAGGAUGGACCGUGCUCCCAGAACCGAUCGGCGGAAUUGUUCGAAAACUUGGUAGGCGCGUACAAAUGCAACGACGAGGCGCGCCCCGAGGUUGUCGCCAUGUCGGAUGAGGCCUCUGGUUUUCUCAAGAAGCGAAAGAGAAUCGAGCUUGUUCCGAUCGAGCCGGCCAUGGAGGAAUGCCCAAAGGCUCUGGCAUCCCCAGCAAAGCAAAAGGCGGCGAAAAAGAAAGCACGAACGAUUACGGGACUUGCGACUGCCGCUUAUCGGCCACCAAGCCAAGCUGCGGCCGUGGUGGAAAGCGAGCAACAGUCGUCCAAGGUUGUCGACACGGACACGGGAAAACGCAAAGGGCGAAAAAGAGCCUCCAAGGCGUCGAAGAAAAAGCCGGCUCCGCCCAAGCCUAUCCUUCUCUCUCCCGAGUCGGCGUUGCGGCAAGUGGCGGGCCAGGAGUUUCUAUUCGGCACCUCGAGCCAGUUGGCGCGCGACCAAUCGCCCUCGCAGUUGCGCAAAUUUCAGACCAACUCGAGGCAGCGCAAUCAGCUGGACUGCAUCACGCUCGAGAGUCCGGUGAAUAGCGAUGCGAUCGAGCCAUCGGAGCAUCGACAGAGCCUUUGGGAUGCAGCGGCACGAGAUGCCGACGGUGACCUGUUUGACGCUGAGAUGCGCAACUUUGCCGACGGCUCGCAACGGCUGCCGGUCCCCGAAGACGAGGACCCGUUUGGUUACGUUCAGGGGACCGAGGAAACGAUCGGCCUUCCGCACCUGCCGGCGGAAAAGGAUGGCCGAGAUGACGAUUCGUUUGCGAACCUGUCGGACAUUCUUCCGACCGCACAAAGCAAAGCUGUGGACGUUGUUGACGAUGGCCGAGCUGAUGAUUCGUUUGUCAACCUGUCGGACAUUCUUCGCGCCGCACCGAGCAAAGCUGUGUGUGUCGUUGACGAUGAUUCAUUCGCCCACCUGUCGGACAUUCUUUCCGCCGCACCGAGCAAAGCUGUGCGUGUCGUUGACGACGAUCGAGUUGAUGAUUCGUUUGUCAACCUGUCGGACAUUCUUCCCGCCACACCCAGCAAAGCUGUGGACGUCGUUGACGACGAUUCCUACUUUUCCGUUGGCAAUCUUGCCGCUGGCACUUUGAGGUACGAUGGGUGUGCAAAUGUCGUGGGCGAACGGCAGCGGGCGCAUGUGCCGCAGGAAGGGGAGGAGGAGAAGUUGGGAGCAGAAGCGGCGGCGGCGGCGGCAGAGCAGGCAGAAUUGGAGGCUACGACGGUUCUGGCGGGGCCACGGCCAUCGUACGAACAGCUUUCCGAUGCGCAGCUUGCCAAACAGGUGGCACGGUACGGUUUCAAGCCCAUCAAGAAGCGCACGGCCAUGAUUGCGCUACUGCAACAGUGUUGGCAAGGAGCGCCCCGGACGACGCUGGGUUCCAGGGCGGCGUCUACGUCGACGGCGAAUCCUGCGAAGCGUGGUGCCGCAUCAGCGCCGGCGCCGGCGGCGACUACUCCGGAAAAGCGUCGACGUGGCCGACCGAGAAAGACGAGUGCCAGUGACGGAGCGGCGCAGGAGCCCCCCCCGUCCGCGCAGCCUACGGCGUCACCGAAGAGGCCGCGUGGCAGGCCCAAGAAGGAAGCUGAUGCCCCUUGGACGCCGCAGCGGACAUUGCGAUGCCCCAAGGCUGCCGCCGUCGUCAUGGAGAUUCCAGACUCCGAAGCCGAGUCCGGUUCGGACGGCAACUCAUCGCCGGAAGCAAUCUUCUCGCCGGCGGCGGUCGACCUGGCGCUGUCGGUGGAGGACGACACGGAAACCAGCCUCGCGACGUCGCCGACGGACCAACAGCGCAUCUUAUUUUCGCACAUUGCAAAAGCGGUGACGACGGCGCCGAGGACGACGGACCCGGCGAAUCCGUCGUGGCACGAGAAGAUUCUGCUGUACGACCCCAUUGUUCUGGAGGACUUGACGGCAUGGCUCAACAGCGGACAGCUGACCCGCGUCGGCUACGACGGCGAGGCGAGGGUGGGCGAGGUCAAGAGGUGGUGCGAGUCGAAGAGCAUAUGCUGUCUGUGGCGGGUGAAUCUCCGGGGCAGGGAGCGGAAGCGUUAUUGA
Drechmeria coniospora is the source of this 2826-nucleotide messenger RNA. RefSeq lists its product as uncharacterized. NCBI's taxonomy places the organism in Eukaryota, Fungi, Ascomycota, Sordariomycetes, Hypocreales, Ophiocordycipitaceae. The transcript has a single exon. Gene Ontology annotation, molecular function: DNA binding; 5'-flap endonuclease activity. The coding region runs from base 1 to 2826 and encodes 941 amino acids. The record is from RefSeq and is a predicted model, not a curated record. Gene Ontology annotation, cellular component: Slx1-Slx4 complex; nucleus. Gene Ontology annotation, biological process: DNA repair; DNA replication.